Molecule: messenger RNA, 1813 nt
Organism: Homo sapiens (human)
Lineage: Eukaryota; Metazoa; Chordata; Mammalia; Primates; Hominidae
Gene: EXOSC3
Product: exosome component 3
Exons: 4
Coding region: 21-848 (275 amino acids)
Biological process (GO): isotype switching; gene expression; DNA metabolic process
Cellular component (GO): exosome (RNase complex); nucleus; cytoplasm
Molecular function (GO): RNA binding
Source: RefSeq, marked reviewed
GGUGUUUGGUGGAGCCCGCGAUGGCCGAACCUGCGUCUGUCGCGGCUGAAUCUCUCGCGGGCAGCAGGGCGCGCGCUGCACGCACAGUACUAGGUCAGGUGGUGCUCCCGGGUGAGGAGCUGCUCCUGCCGGAACAGGAGGACGCGGAAGGCCCUGGGGGUGCAGUGGAGCGACCGUUGAGCCUGAAUGCUAGAGCGUGCUCGCGGGUGCGCGUUGUAUGCGGUCCGGGCCUUCGGCGCUGUGGGGACCGCCUGCUGGUCACCAAGUGCGGCCGCCUCCGUCACAAGGAGCCCGGCAGUGGCAGCGGCGGCGGUGUUUACUGGGUGGACUCUCAGCAGAAGCGGUAUGUUCCAGUAAAAGGAGACCAUGUGAUUGGCAUAGUGACAGCUAAAUCUGGAGAUAUAUUCAAAGUUGAUGUUGGAGGGAGUGAGCCAGCUUCUUUGUCUUACUUGUCAUUUGAAGGUGCAACUAAAAGAAACAGACCAAAUGUGCAGGUUGGAGAUCUCAUCUAUGGCCAGUUUGUGGUUGCUAAUAAAGACAUGGAACCAGAGAUGGUCUGUAUUGACAGCUGUGGACGAGCCAAUGGAAUGGGUGUCAUUGGACAGGAUGGUCUGCUUUUUAAAGUGACUCUGGGCUUAAUUAGAAAGCUAUUAGCUCCAGAUUGUGAAAUCAUACAGGAAGUGGGAAAACUCUAUCCACUGGAGAUAGUAUUUGGAAUGAAUGGAAGAAUAUGGGUUAAGGCAAAAACCAUCCAGCAGACUUUAAUUUUGGCAAACAUUUUAGAAGCUUGUGAACACAUGACGUCAGAUCAAAGAAAACAGAUCUUCUCCAGAUUGGCAGAAAGUUGAUAUAGGUGGACUUUUUUACAGGUCAGUUGAGGCAAAAAACUAUGGGUUUUUUCAGGUGAACCUCCCCCAUUUAAAUACUCAGAAGAUAAGGUGUGAAUGUAUGUAUUAUUAGAGUCCGAAAGUAUUUUUAUAAGUUACUGGUUUUCACCCACGCUUUUGUGGGAGAGAAAAUCAUUGCAAAAUCAUUUUUUUUGUUCGGUACAAUAAAGUUUACUAAAAAACAGUAUUAGGGUUUAUUUGGAGUUAACUCCCUUAGUAAUUGCUACAGCUUCCAUAAUUAACUGGAGGUCAGCAGUAAAAUAAUUUUGUGAUUAUAACAGUAAGCCAGGUUCACCAGAGGAAAUGUGGAAUACCUAAGUAUAAAGCAGCAAAGAAAUGUCACCUGUAGUCCCAUUAUUCAGCGGGUGAGUAUAUAACAACGAAAUACUUUUUCAUUUACCAAGUAUUGUGUUUUGCAUGGAUUAACUCCUUUAUUCUAACUGCAGAAGACACUUAUCCUCAUAAUUGAAACUGAGGCACAGAAUUUAACUUGGCCUACAUUCUCUAUAUUCAUCAAAUUGAAAUUAUAGUUAUUAUAGCUUAUAUGCCACUUUGUAAUAUACUUUUGUCUACUUCAAACAGCAUGAUACAUUUCACAACUUUAGUCACAUAUUUCAUGUUACAGGAUAUUUUUGAGUUUUAUCAUUAUAUAAAUAACACUAUGAGGAUUUCUGAAUCCAAAUCUGGCCAAGUCUUAUUUUGCUAAAAUCAUUUCCUAGGAGCUAAGCAUAGAAAACUCUUCUAUGCUAUUUAGUAUAUUAACCAAAACCUUUAGAGGUAAAGAGACUGCCAGGUGAUCCACAUCAGUGAUUCUUGGUUUCUAGACCUCUGAGAAUAUGUGAGAUACAGAUCCCCUGAAGCCUAUCCAUAGAAAGUCCUUUUUGGAUCAAAGAGAUUAUAGAACUCUAUUUGUUGAUAAAGACCAA